This is a messenger RNA of Daphnia pulicaria, 711 nucleotides long. RefSeq names its product receptor-transporting protein 3-like. The transcript has 4 exons. The record is from RefSeq and is a predicted model, not a curated record. Lineage: Eukaryota; Metazoa; Arthropoda; Branchiopoda; Diplostraca; Daphniidae. Gene Ontology annotation, molecular function: olfactory receptor binding. Gene Ontology annotation, biological process: protein insertion into membrane; protein targeting to membrane. The coding region runs from base 134 to 697 and encodes 187 amino acids.
UCCGUGUUAUCCCAGCAGCAAAGACAAAUCUUCCCAUCAUCAUGUCAACCAAGUUCAAGCUAACCACCGUCUCAUCAAGUGGUCGUUGCCUCCGCCGUCCACGCCGCCAGUUCCUCUUUCCGGAUGGAAUACGAUGCCCUAUGGAUUGGAGACAUUUUGGCAGAGCGCGUUUUGCUGGUUCUUUCGCCCGUUUGUAUCCGCACACGGACAUCUGUGGACAUUGGAACCCACAGAACUUCCUCCGCUAUCCGUCGAGUGGCCGUGGCAUUCAACUUCUUUCUCUGCCAAAGUUCGGUUCCAGUGCAAGUGCACUAGAGGAUGGACGUCGAUGAAGGGGCGGGUCUCAUUUUGGUUUCGCAUCCGUCGCCAAGGCGACCAGGUCCUGUGUGAAGCGUUAUUUAAAUUAUUUGGUCAAAAAUGUAGCAUCUGUAACCAGCCAGACUCGUUCAAUGAGUCUGAAUUUCUGACUCCACUUUGGUACCCCGAAGAAAUAGAAAAUGCCAUUAGGUUGCUGGCUAGCCACGUUUCCACGUCCUAUUACGGUGAGCAAAGAAAUGCGCAAGAUAUCUACAAUAUCGUUCGUAUUCGACUCAGUCAACCCAGAAAAAAAUCUCUGGCGGUUCAUCAUGAUCCCGUUCGCUGUCAAGCUUGUCUCUAUGGAUCUUGUGCAACCAUCCCAUUGUCCAAUAAUUGUUAAAUGUUGACUUCAUU